AGUUUAUAAUCAAUCAUUUUUUUUAAAUAUAUCAAUCAUAUAUAUAUAAUUUAAUAUUAUCGCUAGUUCUAUCAAUCAGAUCAGAAUAUAAAAUAAAAAUACAAAAUAAAUCUCUCAACUAAUUUUGCAGCAUGGAAGAAGAUAAUCGCAUUGAUUGGAUAAAGUACGCCAUAUCUAAUGCCCUGGGCGUUUUCGAUGCUAAGUUUGUCAACCCUCUCAUAGAAGAGAACUACCAAAAAUUUUAUAGCUUUGUUGAUUCUAAGAACCUUAAAACGGAUAAUAAUUUUGAAAACAUUCUUGUGUUUGUGUGGAGGACAUUUUACGAUAAACUAGUUGAAGAGGAGAUAACUAUACUUGAAGAGGUUUUACCUCCUCCAGUCGUCGAAGUCGACAAAAAAGAUAGAAAGGCAAAAAAAAAAGAUCAAAAAGGAAAAUCAAAACCACCCACAAAGACUUCAUCAAAUAUAGAAAUGGCUCAAAAUGUAGUACAAUUUGAUGGAAUAGAAACUAAAACUGAUCCAGAGAGUGCAAAAAGUUCCAUUCCGUCAGCAAAAAAAUCAACUAAAGGAAAAAAGAAAAGUAAGAAGUCAAAAGUGCGAGAUGCUCCUGCUGAACCUAUUUAUGUAGAAGUAAAGAAAAUAAUUCAAAGUUUCGUUAAAACUCCUAUAUUACAUUGCCAUUUUGGAACUAUCAACCAAUUGCAUUUAGACCCAAACAUGAAAUAUAUUUAUUUAGUACGCAAUUCUUCAGAUCCAAUAAUAAAAUAUGCCGAUCGUGAUGAAUGCUUUGUCAAUAUGCCAAAAUGCUUCUAUUUCGGAUCUAUCAAAGGAAGUUUCAUAGAAAAUUUUAAAAUGAUUUUGGAAAAGGUUUAUACGAAUGUAGUUGAAUAUCACUUUCAAGAGCCCGAAACAGUAACGCCAAGUUCACAAUUAACGAUUUCUGAAGAGGAUGCAAGUAUUACAAGAGAAAACAACUCUGGACUGUUAGACUUGGCUAAGCCAUCUGAGCUUCGAGCAUUAGCUGUAAUGAAGCAACAGAAAAAACUGGAAAGGUUAGCUAAAAAUCAAGACUUACAGAUCGAAAAUAUUGAACAAGAUGAUAAAAAAAGCAUAGAAGAUGAUAAAAAAGGAGUUAUCACAAGUUCUUUGGAUAUCAUAGAAUUUAUUUAUGCAGAGCCUCCAGCUGAAAAAUUAGCAAUAUCUGAACGAUGGGAAAUUCUUCUCGCUACUACACAUAAGAAAGCUCUAGAAUAUCGUAAGCAAAAGAACAGCGCUUUUAAAAGAAAAUCGCUUUACAACAAAAAUUUGCUGAAGUGGGUCAAUGACCUUAGUUCGGAAGUGAACUGGACUACUGAUCAUAUAGUUUGGGAUUUUAAUCUCCCAACAGCCUACAACGCACCUGGCCAAGAAGAUAUUGAAUUUGAGGAAUCUAAGAAGAAGAUUCCGAUAGAUAUUAAAAGUACUAUUUUAAGUUCUUUUACUCAAAGCCAGCUGGAAGAUGUAGCUUUUGGUUGGAUGUUCCAUGUCAAAAAACGACUUAAGGAACUGAAAGAAAAGCAACUAGAAGAAUUUACACCAAUGGCAGAAUAUAAACUAUGGAAUCAACGUGAAAUGGAGACCUAUUCUAUAAUAGAAGAGUUAAAAACAGAUUUCGUCUUAUCGGUUUUAGACGCUCUGGAAGCAAGUGGAUCAGGAAUUAUUGAAAACUGGAAAACAUUUUUUGAGAAUAUUGAAACUUAUUACAAAUUGGCAAAAGAAAACUCAAAUUAUCUUUCAACUAUAAAAGACUAUCUUGAAAAAAUUCGUUCUUAUAAUAAUUUUAAAUUUAUGACGCUCCUCUUGUCCGACCUAAUGGUAGGAUUAAAUCAUAUUUGGACUAUGUCAAGCUAUUAUUGCCGUGACGAAAACAUGCAAAUUCUUCUCAAUCAGAUUUCGUAUGUGUUUACCGAGAAGAUAAAAAACAUUGUUGCUCUUGACGAUAUAUUCAAACACCCCGCAAAUAUAAUUUACGAAACGGCAAAAAAUUGUGCAAGUUUUUUGUUUUUUUGGAAAAGUUCCUACAUGGCCACACGUGCGAAAAUUGAAAAUUCUGGAGUUGGAUCUCGUUGGGAGUUUGACAGAAAAACUUUGUUUAAUGAAGUAGAUCAUAUAUGUCGCAUUAGUCAAGAUAUUGCAUACAUUGCUAAAGUUUUUGUUCAAUUCGAGAAUCUUUUUGGAUAUCGGUUAAAGUCAAUUCUUAUCGAUCCAUCAAUUGUUGAUGUGAUGAUGGAAAAAGUCUAUUGCCUUUUAGGAGAUAUAAUGCGAGUUGAUUAUGAUAUAUUUCGCCCAGCAAACUGGGAGAACUGGGAGGAUACAUUAGAUGGAUUCAAUCGAAAGUUGAAUAAUGUGGAAACUGAAGCUAUGGUGGUGAUUGAUCAAUGUGUUACUUCAUUAAGAUCUUCGUAUUUGGGUCUUGCAUUAAUCACAGACAUUUAUGAUAUUGAUACUCGAGAAAAACUGGUUGAAUACAUUUCUGAAAAGCAUGAAAAUAUUCUUCGUUUUUUUGUUACAGAAAUAAAUACUAUUGAAUAUGAGUUUACGAACAAUAAGAAAAAACCUCCACUUGGAAAGCAUCAGCCGGCAAGUAUUGCAACUAUUCGGUGGAUUCGUUUAUUAAGCAAUAAACUGAAAAAAUCUGUUAUAGCUUUUAAAGAGCUUGAAAAUUCACCACAUCUUAAGAACAGUUAUUUGAAGCGAAGUACUUUUAAACAAUACUACGAACUUGUUAAUCAAAUGUUUUUAUACGAACAAGAUAUUUUUGACAAGUUUACGAAGCAAUCAACUUAUAAUGUGAAUGCCGUUAUGCGAAACAAUAUUUUGUCAAUAGAAAUUUGCAAUAUAGAUUCUCUAAAAUCAAUAGCACGUGCCACUGAAGAAGCUUCAACUCGUAAAUUUGAUGCAAAUAAAGACGAAAGAGAUGGGGUUUCCCCCCGGGGUGGAUUUGUAAGAAAAAUAACAAAGUUUACAGUAAUUGCUACUCUAGUUCAAUGGCUUGUAAGUAGACCACCUCAAAUGGAUGAUUUGCUAAAAAAAGCUAAGGAAUAUUUUAAAAUUAUGCAAACAAAGAAAUUAUCGCAUCCUCAAGAAAAAUUUCGAAUGAAACAAUGUGAAUUAAUUAUUCAAGCAAAUAACCAGGAAUAUAUAUCAACAUGGAGGGAGUUGGUCGGUGACCAAGUUUUAAUUGAACUUGAAAUGCAGUUUCAAGUUAAUAUUAAUAAAGAUAUCUUUAAUGUAUUGCACGAAGGUCAAGAAUUUGAACAUCUGGGAUUUAAAUUACCCGACGCUAUACGAACCACAAUUAUGAGAAAGAACUUGCUAUUUACUGAUUAUGAAGCUAUACAAGGAGUUAUAAGUGAAUAUAACUCAAUCAUAAGCAUACUUUCACUUUCAGAGGUUGACUUUCUAAGAGAUCACUUAUAUGAAAUAGAAGUGGUAAUACAAGCAGGAGUUGGCCGCUACACUUGGCAAUCGUUUAACAUUCAAAAAUUUGCCAGCAAUAUUAAAACACUCCUUCGAAAACUCGUUUCCACUGUGUCCCAAAUAAAUAACAUUCGAGUCGAAAUUAAGUCUCGCAUCAAUAAAAUGGAAAACUUCAAUUUGUUUAAAUUAAUUGAAUCUGAUGAGAUUAAUGCACAAGGAAUUUUCUUAUAUGAAUUUGCGCAUACGUAUCAAAAGACUAAUAAUGAAAAAAGCAUCGAGAUAAAUAACGAUACAAUUUACUCCUGUGAUGAAUAUUUGAGAAAAUUGAGAGAGUCACGAGAUGAAAAAAAUUCAUAUAUGAAGAAGAUUGUGGAUUCCCUCGGUCCAGUUUUAGUCAAAUUAGAGAGUCUUGUUUUGGGAACUUUUACAGGACGUUCAGAAAAAAUGAAAGAGUACUAUGGGUAUUGGGAAACAGAAAUUUUCGAUUGUAUUUUAAGGUACACUCAUAGGAACUUUAAAGAGUUUUUAAAUUCUUUGAUGGGAAACGUUCCAACUUUUGAAAUCAAAGGGCUACUUUUAAUGCCCGAAAUCGUUUUGCAUCCCAAUGCUUCGGAAUUACAAAAUAUUUUUGUUCAAUCAGCAAAGGACUUCCUGGAAAGAAUACGAGUAUUUAAACGAUGGAUGAGUGGGACUUGUCUAUUAUGUCCACCUGUAGAAAAUAAAGGAAACAAGUAUGCAUUUACAUUCUACGAAGAUGUUCUCAAGAAAGAAGAAGUUGUAGCGUUGCUCAAAAAUAUACAAUACUUGGCGAAUAGAGUGGUUGAUGAGGCUCAGUCUUAUGUAAGAAGAUUCAAAAAGUUCUACGGAUUAUGGUCGUAUGAUAAGGUAGCAAUAUGUGAAAAAUUUGUGAACUCUGGGGCACCACUGGUUCAGUUCGAUGAAAAGUUUACAUUUUUUGCUAAAGUAAUUCACGAAUUACGUCAAUCACCAACAUAUUGUGAUGUUCGCUGCAUUCGUAUCGAUGUUAAACCAAUAAUAGAAUGUUUAUGCGAACAUGCUUUAGAGUGGAAAAAUACUCUAGGCGAAAUUUUGGCUAAUAAAACGCGAAGGAAAAUGACAAUAUUAAAAGAUGAAAUAAAGCAUUUUCAAAUUAACCUAGACAAAAGUCCAAAAAAUCUAGAUGAUUUUAAAAUUGUGAUGGCAGCAAUAGUUGAAAUACAAUCAAAAACGAUUUCAUAUCAAUUAGAAAUAACUGAAAUGCAGCAAAUUUAUAUGAUUUUCAGUGAGCACAGUAUAAAGUUCGAUUAUAAUGACAUGUUAAUGGCACAUCACUUGGAAAAAAGAUGGAAAAGAAUAUAUCGGUCUUCACUGUACAGAUCAUUUAAAUUAGGAGCAAUCAAGCAGAAAUUUGCAGAGAUUGUAACAACGGAUAUAAACAAAUUCUUGGAGGAACUGCAAGAUUUUAUUGAGGAUUUUGAACAAAACGGUCCAGGCUCAGUUGGAUCUGAUUUGGAUAGAGGAACAAGACUAAUUGAUACAUAUGGGACUAAAUUUAAAAACUUAGAAGAACGAAGGACUGAGUUGUCAAGUGCAGAAAAACUAUUUGAUAUACCUGUUGUAGAUUACAAUAGUUUUACCAAAGUAAGAACUGAUUUUGAUGGAAUGCAGCUUAUCUACAGACUUUAUAAGCAACAAAAAAUAGCUCGAGAAAACUGGUCUAAAACUUUAUGGGUUGACUUGGAUCCGCAGAUUUUAAAUGAUGGAAUUGAAAGCUAUAUAAAAGAGUUUCGGAAACUUCCAAAAAAAGUUCGAGAUCUGAUAACUGGACAAAUGUUAGAACUGCAAAUGAAGCAGUUUAGAAACUCAAUACCCUUGAUGGUGAGCUUGAAAAACGAAGCAUUAAGAGAACGUCAUUGGCGUUUGCUAAUGCAAAAAACUGGCAAGGUUUUUGAUAUGGCUCCUGACGUAUUUACAUUGGAAAACAUGUUUAACAUGCAACUCCAUCAAUAUCAAGAAAUUGCUGAAACUAUUCUUAACAAUGCAUUGAAAGAGCUAUCGAUCGAAAAAGGUAUUAGAGAGGUUGAGGAAACGUGGGCAGCUAUGGCAUUUAAGGUUCAUACACAUUUAAAAGGAAAAGAGGACCGUGGAUACAUUCUUGGUUCAGUUGAGGAAAUCAUGCAAGUUUUGGACGAUAAUUCAACCAAUCUUCAGUCGAUGGGUGCUUCGCAGUUUAUUGGUCCGUUUCUCCAAAAUGUAAACAAAUGGGAGCGAACUUUAGCACUCGUUUAUGAGAUUGUUGAUGAAUGGAUAAGUGUACAAAGAAAAUGGCUUUAUCUUGAAGGUAUAUUUGUGGGUGGUGAUAUUCGAUCCCAAUUACCAGAAGAAGCUAGAAAAUUUGACGAUAUUGAUAAAGUAUAUCGACGGAUCAUGGUGGAAUGCGCUAAGAAUCCCAUAGUUAUUCAGAUCUGCACGAUUGCUGGCCGUUUGUCUGAACUACAAUCUUUGAAUUCUGGCUUAGAAGAUUGCCAAAAAUCCCUUAACGAAUAUUUAGAAUCGAAGCGUCGAAUAUUCCCACGAUUUUACUUUAUAUCUACCGAUGAACUGCUGUCCAUACUUGGUAGUAGUGAACCGACAAUAGUACAAGAUCAUAUAAUAAAGAUGUAUGAUAACAUUAAAUCAUUGAGUUUUUCAAAAAAUUCCAUGGGUCUGAACAUAGUUUUGGGAAUGGUUUCAAGUGAAGGAGAAACUAUGGAAUUUCGAAAUAUUGUUAUUGCACAAGGUAGAGUUGAAAUCUGGAUGAAUGAUGUACUGAAAGAAAUGAGACACACCAACUGGUACAUAACGAAAAAAGCAAUCAAUGAUUAUGGAAGAAAAGCUGAACUAACAAGAAUUGAUUGGAUAAUGAUGUAUCAAGGAAUGGUAACCUUAGCUGGCAGUCAGCUCUGGUGGACAACUGAAGUAGAACAAACUUUUGCCUCUUUGCAAAAAGGAAAUAACAGAGCGAUGAAGGACUUUCUUAGAGCGCAAAAUGAACAAAUCAAACAAUUGGUCAUCAAAGUUAGAUCAGAACUCUCUCGAAACGAUCGUUUGAAAUUCAAAACCAUUACAACAAUUGAUGUUCAUGCGAAAGAUAUUAUAGAGACAUUUGUCCGUGAUAACAUUUUAGAUGCUCAAGAAUUUGGAUGGGAGAGUCAAUUACGCUUCUAUUGGAUUAAACAGAUUGAUGAUCUAUGUGUCGUUCAAUGUACCGGCCGCUUUAAUUACGGGUACGAAUACAUGGGUCUGAAUGGCCGUUUGGUCAUUACACCACUGACAGAUAGAAUCUACUUGACAAUUACACAAGCUCUCGUCAUGAAUAUUGGUGCUGCUCCAGCUGGCCCAGCUGGUACAGGGAAGACAGAAACGUGCAAAGAUCUGGCCAAGGCAAUGGCCUUGCUUUGCAUUGUCACAAACUGUGGUGAAGGUAUGGACUUCCGAGCUGUUGGAAGCAUUUUGGCAGGUCUCUGCCAAAGUGGAGCUUGGGGAUGUUUUGAUGAAUUUAAUCGCAUCGAAAUCUCGGUACUUAGUGUUAUCUCAACGCAGAUCCAAACAAUUCGAAGUGGUCUUCAAAAAAAACUUAAAUUGUUCAUGUUUGAAGGUGUUGAAAUUUCGCUUGAUCCAAAAGUUGGUGUUUUUGUUACAAUGAAUCCUGGAUAUGCAGGACGAACGGAACUUCCAGAAUCCGUAAAGGCUCUGUUUCGACCGGUGACUUGUAUUAAGCCUGAUCUUGAAUUGAUAUGUUUAAUUUCUUUAUUCUCUGAUGGGUUCUUGACAUCGAAGGUUUUGGCUAAGAAAAUGACCGUUCUGUAUAAGCUUGCACAGGAACAGCUUUCAAAACAAUGCCAUUACGAUUGGGGAUUGCGUUCCUUGAACUCAGUUCUAAGAAUGGCAGGUGUAAUGCAAAGACAGUCUAAUGAGCUUCCAGAAUCAGUCGUCCUAAUGCGUGUAUUACGUGACAUGAAUUUCCCAAAAUUUGUCUUCGAUGAUGUUUCUUUGUUUUUGGGUCUAAUUAAGGAUUUGUUUCCUGGUAUCGAUUGUCCUCGUGUAGGUUAUCCAGAAUUUAAUGCUGCGAUUCGACACGUUCUCACGACUGAUGGGUAUAUUAUACUUCCUGAUCAGGAAGAUAAAGUAGUCCAAAUGUAUGAAACAAUGAUGACAAGACAUUCAACAAUGAUAGUUGGGCCAACAAGUGGUGGGAAGACUGUUGUAAUUAACACAUUGAUUAAAGCUCAAUGCCAUCUCGGUUUGCCUACUAAGUGCAUAACACUCAAUCCAAAGGCAUUUUCUGUCAUUCAGUUAUAUGGAUACCUUGAUAUGAAUACAAGAGACUGGAUUGAUGGUUUGUUUUCAAAUAUUUUUCGAGACAUGAAUAAACCAACUACUAAAGAAGAAAGGCGAUAUGUUUGUUUUGAUGGAGACGUCGAUGCACUUUGGAUUGAGAACAUGAAUUCUGUCAUGGAUGACAACAAACUCCUUACCUUGGCAAAUGGAGAGCGCAUCCGCUUAGAAAAUCAUUGUGGUCUAUUAUUUGAGGUCGGAAAUUUGUCGUAUGCCUCCCCAGCAACAGUGUCUCGUGCAGGAAUGGUUUACGUUGAUCCGAAAAACCUACGAUAUACUCCUUACUGGCAGAGAUGGGUACUUUCUCGUCCAGAAUUGGAGCAAAGCUUUUUGCAUGAUAAGUUUGAUCAAAUUAUUGUUCCAGCUAUUUCUUUUAUAUUCGAAGGACUUGAUGGAACCCAACAGGGGAAGCCUUUAAAAACAGUCAUACCUCAAACGGACCUAAACAUGAUUGUUCAAUUUUGUAAUUUAUACGAUGCAAUUUUCGCACCACCCCCGAUUAACCCGGAUGCGGAUGAACCAUUUGUGAAUUACAACCCUGGAACAUUGGAAUGCGGUUUUAUAGAGUGCAUAUAUGGAUCACUGGGUGCAUGUCUUGCUGAGUUCGAUCGGGAGCGUUUCGAUGAAUUUAUUAAAAGAAGUUCCGGCCUAAUUUUAAUUGAGGAUUCGCAAACAAAACCAGCGUCAGAGGGGCAACUUCCUAUCACAAAGCCAACUUUAUAUGAUUAUUAUUUUGACUGCAAAUUAAAUGUAUGGACUGCAUGGGAAUGGGUUGUGCCACUUUAUGAACAUAAUCCCAAUAUAAAAUUUAGUGAAAUUCUAGUCCCUACUAUAGAUACAUUGAGGACUAAUAAUAUUUUAAAUCUGAUGAGCACUAAAAAGCGUCCUGUGCUUCUAAUAGGUGACGCGGGUUCCUCUAAAACUGCAAUUAUAAUAAAGUACUUGAGAGAGUUGGAUACUAGCUCAUACAUCAUUUUAAACGCUAACUUUUCUUCGCGUACUACUUCUCUUGAUGUGCAAAGAACAAUCGAAGCAGCAGUGGAAAAACGGACAAAAGACACCUUUGGUCCACCAAUUGGAAAACAAGUUUCAUGUUUUAUAGAUGAUAUGAAUAUGCCGCAAGUUGAUGAAUAUGGUACACAACAGCCAAUUGCACUUCUCAAACUACUAUUUGAAUUUGGUGGAAUGUUCGACAGAGGAAAAGACUUAAAUUGGAAGAAGUUUAAAGAUCUGACGUUUUAUGCAGCAAUGGGAUAUCCAGGUGGAGGACGUAACGAUGUUGAUCCCCGAUUUAUUUCAAUGUUUUCGGUUUAUAACUUGGUCUUCCCAAAUGAAGAAUCUCUAAGACUUAUCUACUCGUCGAUUUUUAAAGGUCACAUAGUCCAUAGUAAAUUUCCCGAAAAUUUGCACAAACUUGCUGACACAAUUGUUAACAUUACUUUGAAUUUAUUCAAGAUAACAAUCGCAGAACUCCCACCAACACCUUCAAAAUUUCAUUACGUAUUCAACUUGAGGGAUCUUUCAAGAAUAUUUGGGGGGUUGCUCCAAAUUCGUCCUAACUUUUUCAAUCAAGCUCGUGAAAUUGUACGAGUCUGGCGCAAUGAGUUUUCUAGAUCAAUUUGUGAUCGAUUGAUCUCCGAAAAUGACAUCAACUUAAUGAAGAAACACAUUGAAACUGAAAUAAUUCAAACCUUUACACCGACAUUUGAACUAGACGAAGGGUAUACCAUUGCAAAAUCAUCUUCUUCAAUCAAUGGUGAAAAAGUAGAAAAAAAUCAAUUUUCCGUUGGUGCGGACAGUGAAGAAUCAAUUUUAUUGGAAGCUGAUAAGAUAAUACCAAUUGCAGACUAUGUUUUACGAAAUCCACUACUUUUUGGUGACUACAGGAACUCUUUGAACGAAUCUGAACCUAGAUAUUAUGAAGACCUUCUUGACUUCAAGGCUAUCUUUUUCUUAUUCCAAGAGAUUGUUGAAGAAUAUGGUGAACGAAAAGGAAAACUCAGCUUAGUUCUAUUUGAAGAUUGCCUUGAACAUUUAACUAGAGUACAUAGGACUUUGCGCCUAUAUCGUGGUCAUGUUUUGCUGGUUGGCGUGGGUGGAAGUGGAAAGAAAAGUAUUACUAAAUUAGCAUCUUUUGCUGCAGAUUGCGAAGUAUUUGAAAUAACCAUUGCUCGAGGAUACAAUGAAAUUUCUUUCCGUGAAGAUCUCAAAAAACUGUAUUACCUUACAGGAUUGGAUCGGAAAAAAGUAGUUUUUAUUUUAUCUGGAGGGCAGAUUGUGGAAGAGGGAUUCCUUGAACUGAUAAACAACAUACUUACUACUGGAGUUGUAUCAGCGCUAUUUACAGAUGAUGAAAAGGAUGCAAUUAUAGCUUACUGUCAUCCUCAUGCAAUUGACGCAGGUUAUUCGAGCGCAAGAGUUGCAGUGUGGGCAUAUUUCAUUAAUAAGUGCAAUGAAAACCUUCAUGUUGUAUUAUGUAUGUCCCCAACUGGAGAAUCCCUUAGAAAUAGAUGUAGAAACUUUCCAGGACUGAUUGGUAGUACAUCAAUUGAUUGGAUCUUUCCUUGGCCAAAACAAGCUCUUUUUGCAGUAGCUGAAUUAUUUUUAACAGAACAUCCCAUGAUACCAGAAGCUCAUAGAGAUAAAAUUGUUAAUCACGUAGUGCACGUUCAUGGCUCAAUGGAUUUUUACUCUUCAGAAUAUAAAGAAAAACUACGCCGGAAUAAUUAUGUAACUCCAAAGCACUAUUUGGAUUUCAUUACUACUUAUUUAAAACUGCUUGAAAACGAAAACAACUUUAUAAAAAUCCAAAGCAAUCGUCUACGAGAAGGAAUAAUAAAAAUUGAUGAUGCUGCAGAACAAAUUGAUCAACUACGAAUUAUAGUAACCGAACAAAAGCAAAAUGUCGAAGUAGCAUCUACAGAUUGUGAAACAAUGAUGGUUGAUAUUGAAUCGUCAACACAAAAGGCAAAUGUCAAAAAGGCGGAAGCAUCUGAGAAAUCUAUGGAAGUUGAAAUUAAAGGCAAACAAAUAGCCAUAGAAAAAGCUGAUGCUGAGGUCGCAUUGUCUGAGGCAAUGCCUGCCCUCGAAGAAGCAAGACGUGCUUUGGCUAACCUUGAUAAAUCUCAAAUUACUGAAAUUCGUUCGUUUGCGACUCCACCACCCCAAGUUCAGGUAGUUUGUGAAUGUGUUGCUAUUCUUAAAGGACUUAAGGAAAUUAAUUGGAAGUCGGCCAAAGGUAUGAUGUCCGAUGUAAACUUCCUUAGAAGCCUUAUGGAAAUGGACUGUGAGGCGUUAACGGCAAGACAAAUCAACGCCUGUCGAGCUCAUAUGAAAUCAGCGCCAGGACUUGAUGACAUGGAUAAAAUAUCACAAGCAGGAGCAGGACUUUUGGGUUUUGUUCGUGCUGUGAUAUCCUUUUUCGAAGUAUUUAGGGAAGUUAAACCGAAGAAGGAACGUGUUGAUUUUCUGGAGCAAGAGCAAAACCUCCAGAUCAAAAUUCUAUAUAAGUUGAAUAAUGAAAUAACCCAGUUGGAAGAAACACUCGAUGUGUUGAACUCCAAAUACGCAGAAUCAAUACGCCAGAUGAAAAUGCUAACUGAAAUGAUGAAUCAAGCUGAAAGAAGAUUGGUUGCCUCAGAUAGACUUAUAAGUGGACUUACUUCUGAACGCAGUAGAUGGAGUGAAGUUCUCAUUGUACACGGCGAACAAAAGUCCAAACUAGUAGGACAGUGCCUUGUUUGUGCCUCGUUCUUGGCCUAUGCUGGUGCCUUUUCAUGGGAAUUUCGUAAAACUAUGCUCUACAACGAUUGGUUAAAUGAUCUACGAAGCCAUGAGAUUCCUAUUGCCGAUGAUUUUGAUUUAGCAAGGUGCCUUUCAACAGAAGUACAAGUAUGUGAUUGGAUAUCCAAAGGCCUGCCACCGGAUGAGUUUUCCGUUCAAAAUGGUAUUUUGACUGUUCGUGCAUCUCGUUUCCCACUUUGCAUCGAUCCCCAAGAACAAGCACUUCGCUGGAUCAAAAAGAGUGAGGCACAAAAUAACUUGAAAAUACUAUCCUUCAACGAUCCCGAUUUCUUGAAACAAAUCGAAUCAUCUAUAAUGUACGGGAUUCCAGUGCUAUUUCAAGACGUUGAUGACUAUAUUGACCCGGUUAUUGACCCUAUACUGGAGAAAAAUAUUCGUGUUGCAGCUGGUAGAAAGUUUAUCAUACUUGGAGAUCGCGAGGUUGAUUAUGACGAAAACUUCCGCAUCUAUCUUACUACAAAGUUUGCCAAUCCGGUAUUUGAUCCUGCCGUUUACGCAAAAGCUAUGGUUGUUAACUACAGUGUGACGAACUCAGGACUUGAAGAUCAACUCUUAAGUGUUGUGGUGCAAUGCGAAAGACCAGAUUUAGAAGAGCAACGUGAAAAGCUCAUAUUGCAGACAAGUGAAAAUAAGAAACUCCUAAAGCAAUUGGAAGAUUCUUUGCUCCGCGAACUAGCCACAUCAACUGGAAACAUGUUGGAUAACAUAGAAUUAGUCGAAACAUUGGAAAACGCUAAAACAAAAGCAAGUGCAAUAACCAAACAAUUGAAACUGUCUAGUGAAACUGUUCUUGACAUUGAGAAACUUCGAGACGGUUAUAGACCUGUUGCGAAACGAGGAGCAGUUUUAUUCUUUGCACUGUCCGACAUGGCAGCAGUUAGUUCAAUGUACCAAUAUGCUCUUAAUUCAUUUUUAGACGUAUUUGCUUAUUCAUUGAAAAAAUCUGUUCCGGAUUCAUUGGUCUCUAAACGAAUUUCUAAUAUUAUAACAACCUUGACUGAGAAUGUUUAUUCUUUUGGUUGCAUGGGUAUUUUCGGAAAACAUAAGCUUUUAUUUUCGUUUCAAUUGGCUACUAAAUUAGAACAAAGCGAUGGACGGCUCUCACAAGCUGAGAUUAACUUCUUUAUUAGAGGGUCGGUAUCAUUGAAAAAAAGCGAAAAACAUUGCCCUGCUUCGUGGAUAACUGAACAAAAUUGGAAGAAUAUUGAAACUCUUUCUAAUGAAUUUCCAUUUCAUUUUGAAAAUCUUGCUGAACACAUCGAGCACCAUUUAAAUGAGUGGAAAGAGUGGUUUGAACUGGAGGUUCCCGAACAAACAACAUGUCCUGGAGAGUUCAAUUCAGUAUGCAGUUCUUUCCAGAAACUGAUGUUACUUCGUUGUUUCCGAGAAGAUCGAGUUUAUUUGGCAAUAAAUAAUUAUAUCAUGGACACAAUGGAUGAAUUUUUCAUAACACCUCCAGUAAUAAGCCUUCCGUUGAUUUACGAACAAUCAACAAACAUGGUUCCAGUUUGUUUCAUUUUGAGUGCGGGAACAGAUCCAACAAAUGACCUUUUGAACUUUGCAGGACGAUCAAAUCAAAAAAUCUCACACAUUUCCUUAGGACAAGGGCAAGAGAAGGCUGCUCUUAGCUUGUUGGAUGCCUCGAUACGCCAAGGCCAAUGGCUAUUGCUUCAAAAUGGUCAUCUGCUUAUCAAUUUUAUUCGUCAAGUAGAAAAGUACUUAGAAAAAAUUGAAAAUCCUCACCCUGAUUUUCGUCUUUGGAUAACAACAGACCCAACACCAACUUUCCCAAUAGGAAUUCUCCAGCGAUCACUUAAAGUUGUGACUGAAGCACCAAAUGGACUUAAGCUGAACCUGAAUUCAACAUUCUAUAAACUAGAAGAUGAUUCUUUCAAUUCCUGUGCGCAUGUUGCUUUUAAACCUUUAGUUUAUGUUUUAGCUUUCUUCCAUGCUGUACUUCAAGAACGUCGACGUUAUGACAAACUUGGAUGGAAUAUAAACUACGACUUCAACGAGUGUGAUUUUGAUGUUUGCCUCAACAUAAUUAAAACAUAUUUAAAUAAGGCAUUGGAUGCAAAAGACUCACGUAUACCUUGGGAGUCUCUUAAGUAUUUGAUUGGGGAGGUUAUGUACGGAGGUAGGGUUAUCGACGAUUAUGACCGGCGUAUUGUUCAAACAUAUCUGAAUGAAUAUAUGGGCGAUUUUAUUUUCGACAGUUUUCAGCCAUUUUUCUUUUAUAAAGAUAAUGAAUUUGAGUACGGAAUGCCCAUAGAUAUGGAUCAUGUCGAUGAUAUUGCAGCUUAUGUAGAUCAGCUUCCAUUAGUUAACACUCCUGAAGUCUUUGGAUUACAUGCAAAUGCAGAUAUCGGAAACUAUACUCAAGCCACCAAAGCCAUUUGGAGUCAUUUAAUUGAUUUGCAGCCACAGACGGGUGACGUAUUGGGUGGUACCAGUCGUGAUGAAUUUAUAGAUAGUAUCGCCGCAGACAUUCUUAAUAAGCUACCACAAUAUUUUGAGGUUUGGCGAAUCAAAAAAAUGUUUCAAAUGAACAUUACACCAACAGGAGUAGUUUUAUUACAAGAACUUGAAAGAUUUAAUUUACUCACUGCUCGUAUGCGAAAAACAUUGGAACUUCUUCGAAAGGCUUUGGCUGGUGAGACUGGAAUGGACAAUAUGCUUGAUAACAUUGCAAAUUCAUUGUUAAAUGGAAAAUUGCCGUCUUACUGGGCUAGUCUUACUCCAGCUACGUGUAAACAACUUGGAAGCUGGAUAGAACAAUUAUUGAAUCGAGCAACACAAUAUCAUUAUUGGUCGUUAUCUGGGGAACCCAUGGUCAUUUGGUUAGCCGGACUUCAUAUACCAGAAAGUUAUCUCACCGCUGUUGUUCAGAUCGCAUGCAGAAAAAAUGGAUGGCCGUUGGACAAAUCCACUCUGUACACUAAUGUUACUCAUUAUGUUGAUCCUGAUGAUGUUGAAGAAAGACCUACAACAGGGUGUUAUGUUCAUGGAUUAUUUAUUGAAGGAGCCAGAUGGGAUUCAAAAAGAAGAGAACUGGCCCGUUCUCAACCAAAGGUUCUUGUGGAAGAUCUUCCUCUCCUAGCAGUUAUUCCUAUAGAGGUGCAUCGACUUAAAUUGCAGAAUACCUUCCGGGCUCCAGUGUAUACAACAUCUCUAAGACGAAACGCAAUGGGGAUAGGAUUAGUAUUCGAAGCUAAUUUGGAAACUCAUGAAGACCUAAGUCAUUGGGUGCUCCAAGGUUGUUGUUUAACAUUAAACAGAGAUUAGAUAAUUUAAAACUUUUAUUAAAUUUUGUUAAUUUGGUUUCUAAUAAAAAUAUUAAUGGUUUUUUGCAAAUGACAAAAAAAUGUUUUAAAAAUGACAAAUUUAUUUUAAGAAUAA
Episyrphus balteatus (marmalade hoverfly) is the source of this 15038-nucleotide messenger RNA. RefSeq names its product dynein axonemal heavy chain 10 (gene Dhc98D). Lineage: Eukaryota; Metazoa; Arthropoda; Insecta; Diptera; Syrphidae. The transcript has 71 exons. Gene Ontology annotation, cellular component: dynein complex. Gene Ontology annotation, biological process: microtubule-based movement. The coding region runs from base 132 to 14924 and encodes 4930 amino acids. The record is from RefSeq and is a predicted model, not a curated record. Gene Ontology annotation, molecular function: dynein intermediate chain binding; minus-end-directed microtubule motor activity; dynein light intermediate chain binding.